Messenger RNA from Populus nigra (black poplar), 2884 nucleotides. RefSeq lists its product as uncharacterized. Lineage: Eukaryota; Viridiplantae; Streptophyta; Magnoliopsida; Malpighiales; Salicaceae. The transcript is spliced from 3 exons. The record is from RefSeq and is a predicted model, not a curated record. Bases 643 to 2040 code for a protein of 465 amino acids.
GUACUUUCCUUUUUCUGAGCGUGAAACCCUCGAAGGCCCUUCCUCGGAUCACUUAACACACCCUAAAUUUCCUAUAAAUCGUGCCUAACUUAAUCAGUUUUCGAUCUUAAAUCUUCGAUCAAUUCAAUCUCCAUAUUCUCCAUUUCUCUUCCUCUGUUAUUAGAUUCGAUCACUUAUUCCUUCUAUUUUUUUACCUCUCCAUCGAUUGAACCUUUUUAUACCCCUUGCCGUGUUCUAGAUUCAUUUCUAGGGUUAGGGUUUCUUGGACUCUCUUUGAUUCUUUGUUUUCAAAGGUGGGUUUUGUUCGAUCUUUAAAUUUAAGCUUGUAUAUUUGUAUUUCUUGUCCUAAAUUUAUCUGGUCACUUGAAUUUUUCGGUUUUUUUUUUUAAUUUUGAAACUUUGCGCCUCUUAGAAUCUCUUAAUUUCUAUCGGUUUUUUGUUCGAUUCAACUUGGUUCAUAUCUGUCCCUUGUUUGGAUUUUUUUCGUUUGUAAAUUAAGGCUAUUCCGAUACUAGAAAAUUAGGGAUCUAUAAUUUUUUAUUUGUGAAUUAGGAUUUUUGGAAAUUUUUAUUUGUUUUUCAAAUUCAUCAAUCACGUGACAUUAUCUACUGCUCAAAGACCAAUUUUUACGCCAAAAUUAAAAUGAUUCAGAAACGUGCUUUUGCUGAUGAUAAUUCAUAUGAGGUUGCUUGUAAGCACCCCCGGCAAAUGGAGCAUAAUGAUCAGUUUGCUCCUAUAUUUCCACUUGACAAUGCUCACCAGAAACAUCUAGUUUCAGGUGAUGACACUUACAGAGAGUGUCAAGAUGUAGGGAGGUCUGCAAGUGACUUGGUCACUGAAUAUUCAAAUGGAACCAGCAAGGAGUUUGAAACUGGUGACAAUGGUUGUUUUCCGCAGUUUUUGUGGAUCAGCAAUGGGAUUCUUGAAGCAGAUAAUUUAUCAUUCUUCCCAGAAUAUUUUGAUGAUGGCCACCAGCUCAGGCCUUUACUUGAGCCUGAAGAGGCCCGCACAUCUCAUGAUUUUACUUUUCGGAAGUCGGUUUCAAUUGGACCAGAGCAUCAAGCUAAUGUUCUGGAGUGGGGCUCACAGGGUUCAAGCGCCUCCCUGAACCAGCUAGAUGAGUCUAACCUUCAAGUUGCACGUGCACAGUCAUCUAGCCCAGGUGUUAUAAUUGAUGGUUGUUAUGAGAAUCUGAUGGGCACUUGUGUCCUUCCCAUGCCUGAACUGGAAGCACCUGCAAAUUAUUGUUAUGAAGCCACUAAAGUUGACUGUGGGUGCCCCGAUGCAGGUUCUAUCAGAUGCAUAAAACAACAUGUCUCAGAAGCUAGGCUGAAACUUAGGGAAAACCUUGGGGAAGAGAUAUUUGAGAGGUUGGGGUUCUGUGAUAUGGGAGAAGUGGUUGCAAAUAAAUGGACUGUUGAGGAAGAGCAAAUCUUCCGUGAGGUUGUUAUAUCUAAUCCUAUAUCAUUAGGCAAAAACUUUUGGGACAAUCUGUCGGCGACAUUUCCUUCCCGAACAAAAAAGGACCUUGUCAAUUAUUAUUUCAAUGUAUUCAUGCUUCGGAAACGUGCUGAGCAGAACAGGUUUGACCCACAAAAUAUUGAUAGUGAUGAUGAUGAAUGGCAAGGAAUUGAGGGUGAAACAGUAGAGAACGAUGAGGAUUCUGCAGUGGAAUCCCUGGCUGGUCAGGAUUCCUCAGCUUAUUGUCAAGAGGACCAUGCAGAGAAUUGCAAUGAAUAUGUUGAGGAUGAGGAUGAAGUUGUUGCUUCUCAAGAUGGUGUUGAUAAUGUUGUCCAUAAAGUUGCAACUGAUGAGGAGUGUGAGGGGGAUGUAGAUGAUUUUUCAGGAACACAAUUUGGGAUUUACCACAGUGAUUGUGCUGGUGAUCUUGGACAUAAACAUUUCAGUCAAAUUUCUGGGAACUAUGCAGAUGAUUUCGAUGUUCAAGAUGAUUCAUGCACAUCAUAUGAGCAUCAUCGAGACAGCAUUGAUUGUUGUGGUCCACUUGAUAUAGGAGCUGAUGGGAGACACUCUAGUUAAGUGUGAUAAUUUCACAGUAAAUAUUCUUGAUGGUUUGAGAGGAAGAUUUCAGGGAUCUGUUUGGUAUCCCUGCUGUUGUUCUCCAAGACUGGAUAUUAUUAUGGAAAGUCAAGGAAUUAAUAUGAUUACUCAUGGAAGCUUGGAGAAGCUGAUGCCUGGUAUCCAAUGUUGAUUACUGGGAAGCAGUGGUUGUACUGUACAUCUUUCCAAAUUGAAGUUGGCUGUUUCAGGCAUUGGUUUUAAAGGGUCUGGUAGUGCCAGAGUUUCCUCGGGAGGCCUUGCAAGGCUCACUUGGCCUAAUUAAGAACGAUUUCAGAUUGACAGUUAUGGCAAUACUACUGCAAAAUCCUGUUUUGGUUGCAAAUAUUUGAUGAUUUAGGUGGAAAGCAUUUUGCAAGACGCAAGUAGUCUUAUAAAGUUGAUUGAUUUUUCAUGUUUGGGCCAAAGGGACGCUCGUGGCAAUUUGCAUAGCUGUGGGUGCGUAAUUUGCAUAGCAUGACUUGAAUCCUGUUUCUUUUUAUCUCAGCUGGAUCAGUGUCAUGGUAACAAUCUUGCUGUUUUGUCACCCCAAGUUGGAAAGACCCUGGGUUCACCAUCUGAAAGGAAUGGUGUCUUAAAGAGGCUUUUCAUCUCUUCUGUUGGUUCCCCCGCCUCUUGACAUGAUAAUUACUUGCUUCCAAUAUUCCUAGCGAUGGUUUUUGUGUCAUUAGUGUUUCUGCCAGUGGUAAUUGUGUUUCUAGCCCCCCCAUUAAGUUUGUAGAUGGUUUAGCUUUAGCUUUGUAAGAGAGAACUCCAUACCAAUGUAACGAUAUUUGUGACAAUAAUAUUCAGUACUAUUCAUUUU